This is a messenger RNA of Micropterus salmoides (largemouth bass), 1818 nucleotides long. RefSeq names its product C-type lectin domain family 4 member E-like. Bases 122 to 868 code for a protein of 248 amino acids. The transcript is spliced from 4 exons. The record is from RefSeq and is a predicted model, not a curated record. NCBI's taxonomy places the organism in Eukaryota, Metazoa, Chordata, Actinopteri, Centrarchiformes, Centrarchidae.
AACAACUCACACUUGGUUGGUCUCAGUUUGAUGCCGUGUUCUCUCAUGCGACUGAGAACUUGUCUGAGGUGGUGUAUAUGAUCCUCAAAGGACGUUGAGUAACACAACACAUCGUCGAGGUAUGGAGCACAGCAUUCAUCUCGAAUAUCUUCCAGCACACCCUCAAUACACCUCUGGAAAGCCGCAGGUGCGUUCGUCAAGCCAAAUGGUAUCCAUGGCACCGCUGCUUGGGCUAACCUGUGCGGCACACGUGUAUGUAUCACUCUCUGACUUUGCUGGCUGCCUAGCCGGGGGAAACAAAUUGACUGGUUUGCUGUCAACAAUUUCUUCUAUACAGCCUAAGACUGUCCUUGGUGGCAGGAAGAUGUCAUGCUUGGUGGAGUUGCAGAUGGGGAUUUUCACAGCUUUGGAGGCACCACAGGGCACAUCAACUAACGCAGGAAACAGCUGUAGUCUCUCCGAUAAAUCGUGUCCUGCUGGAUGGAGGAUUUUCUUGUGUUCCUGUUAUCUGCUCUCCAGUAAGACUGCUUCUUGGACUGAAGGCAGACAAGACUGCAGAAACAGAGGAGCAGAUCUGGUUGUCAUAGACAGUGCUGAAGAACAGAAAUUCCUCUCUGACUUAACCACGGUACAAACGAGUUGGAUUGGUCUGACUGAUAGGGAAAUGGAGAGGAGCUGGAAAUGGAUUGAUGGAACUCCACUGACUCUGAGUUAUUGGAUGGCAGCGCAGCCUGAUAAUGGUAAUGGAGAUCCAGAGUGGGGUGAGGAGGACUGUGCCCAACUCAAACCUGGAGAAAACUGGAAAAACAACUGGAACGAUCUGUCAUGUUCUACUUCUCUGCGAUGGAUCUGUGAGAAAGAGGCUUAGCAUUGGUGUAAAAGCAUAUGUACAUGCUUUUACAAACUAAGCUAUGAUUUUACAAAAAGCCUUUGGGAUUGAGUGUCCUUUCAAGUUUGUGUGUGUAAAAGAGAGAGGAGUGUAUUAUUAUAGUUAAUUCUCAUCACAGUUCAUCAUCCUUGAAGAACAUAUUUCUGUGUUGACUUCUCUGCAGCAGGCUGAGGAUCCUCUUGUUCAUGUUCAAAUUCAAGACUCAAAGUUUCUGCCAGGCAUCCAAAAGUGCAUUAUUUACAGUACCAAUAUGAUCUCCUGCUCUUCUUAGUUGGUGCUUAUGAUCUUUAAUGACGAUGACAGACUUUGAAGUUUGCUUCUGCUCUGCACUUUAAAAGAUAUUCCUGUAACUUGUUUUUACAUAAGAUGAUUGCCCCUUAUGGUACAAGAACUUCAGAAACGUAUUGUUACAAAUUUGGGAGAACUUUUUUCCCCAUUUCUUUCUUGUCACAUAAACUCACCAACUAGCUGAUGUUCCAAACAACAAUGAGAGGAAGACAAACAGGUUUAUAAAAACAUUUAAUUAGUGCUUUAUCUAAAGAUUUCAUGAUAGGUUGAGAUAAUUUCUUAUGGCAUCAGUCUUGUUUAAAAGUUUAGUUUGAAAGCUAUACAAUGAUAGCACAUUAAAAUAAAUCAUGCAGCAGAUACAAGACAGUCUCUUACAAACAUAGGGCAGUGUUCUUAGUUGCAUGUAGUUUGCCAAUUGUUGUGAUGUUCUUUGUGAUGGUGAAAGCUGUUAGCAAAACGUCUUUUUUGUUCACAUUUUAUUGUGUUUUCUAUUUAUGCUUCUUGAUUUGCAGUAUGUUUACUUUCUUUAUAUUUUCUACUUAACUCUGUUUAUUUCUAUGCAGCAAUAUACCAAGGCAAUUUCCUUAUGAAAUUCUGGUUCUGUAAUCAUGUAAAGCUUUUAAAAAUUAUUCUCAAGUGUC